GUGUUUGACGGCGUGGCCAUGGAUGGGGAUCCCGUGCGAGCCAUGUGCCUGCACCUCAUGGCCGCAUGCCAUGCCAGGCUCGGCGACCCCGACGAGUGUCUCUCCCUCCUUGUGCAGUGCGAAGCAGCGCUGGAAGCUGCCAAGAAGCUUCAGAGCCUCAUGCAAGAGCAAGACGUAGCUGGGACUGAGCGGGAAAUAGGAUCAGAUGGGGGGGAGAGGUGCGGAUCGGGGAGUGGAGGUGCAGGGGUGGAGAGUGGGGGAGAUUCGGGUAGCAGAGGAGGAGAGGGUGGAAGGGUAGAGGGUGGUGAUGGGGAGGGGGAGGGGGAAGAAGCAGCAGCAGCGAUGGCACAAGGGACAGCAGAUGCCAUCCACAUGGUUGGGUUCGCCAUGCACAUGCUGCGAGCUGACGUCAGCAGUGCGAGGGGCGACAUGGACACUGCAUUGAAGGCGUACAGGACUGCUCUCGAGCUACAAGAGGACGCACUGGGUGCAGAGGACCCAAGAGUAGCAGACGCACUUCAGCAUGUGGGGGAGGAGUGUGCGCGGCACAUGCGGUUAGCCGACGCCCAUGCCAUGGGGAUGCGCGCGCUGCAGCUGCAUGAGGCGCACAGGAGGGGGUUGGAGGAGCGGAUGGUAGUGGAGGAGGGAAGUGGGGAGGGGAGAGAAGGGGGAGGGGAGGGUGCGGAGGGAGGAGGGGUGAGAGGGGAGGAGCUGAGGGAGAGAGUGAGGGAGGAGUUGGAGGGGAGUGGGGGGGAGGAGGUGAGGAGGGAGUAUGAGGAGGCUGUAAUGAAGGAGGUGGCUGACCACCGUCUGCUAGCAGCAGUGCACGCCGGUCAAGGUGACGCCUCCCCCGCCGUCCACCACCUCUCAGCAGCAGCCGCCCUUCUCUCCUCCCUGCUCUCCUCGCCCUCCCCGCCCUCCGCCCUCUCCCCCCUCGACCUCGCCUCUGUGCACCUCGCCACUGUUGAUAUCAUCCUUCACUCGGGGCUGCUGCAGAGAGGGGAUGGAGAGGAGAUGGGGGAGAUGGGGGAGAUGGGGGAGGAGGGGGAGGAGGGGGAGGAGGGGAAGCGCGGGGGGAGGGGGGAGAAGGGGGGUGAAGAGGAGGCGGAGAACGGGGAGGGGAUCAGCGGCAGAGAGCAGCAAGGGGAAGGACUGGGUACAGGAUUAGGAGGAGGAGUAAGGGGAGGAGAUGAGGGAGGAGUAGAGGGAAGAUACGAGGGAGGAGUAGAGGGAGGGGAGGGGAGAGAGGAGGCGAUGGAUAUGGCAGUGUUGGCGUUGGAAGCACUGAAGCAGUGUGUGGCGGUGCAGGGGGAGGAGCUGGGGAAGGACCACCCUGCUGUGGCGAGGACGUAUGCUCUCGCUGCUGAUGUUUAUUGGCAGAUAGGGCAGGCUGAGGAGGCAGAGAAAGUGAGCAAGCGAGCAAUAAAGGUACUGUCAGCCAUGCCAGCGGCGCACCAGCGCAGUGAGGAGGCAGCAGCAGCGCUCUCCCACGUGGCUCUGCACCUCAAACGCACCGACCGCUGUGGCAUGGCCGUGCCUUUAUUGCAACGAGCGCUCGGUAUUCGAAAGGAGCACCCGGACCACUUGCUGCAGGCUGUGGGCACAGCAACAGACCUCGCCUCUCUCCUCCUCUCCCUCCGCCGCCCCAACGAAGCCCUCCCGAUCCUCCUCUCCGCCCUCCCCUCCCUCCGCUCCUUCCUCGGCCCCUCCCACGCCGCCUCCCUCCCCCUCCUCUCCCUCCUCUCCGCGGCCCACUCUUCUCUCGACCAAUGGAGCGAGGCUGCUGGAGUGGUGGGGGAGAUGUGGGAGGUGGCGAGAGGGGAGGGGAUGGGGGAAGCUAUGGGGGAGGCUAUGAGGGGCGAUGAGGCGGCGAUUGGCAUGUGGAUACCCCUGGCAGAUGCUCUUGGCAGUGAGGAGAGGUUCUUUCUGCUGCAGCGAGCAGUGGAGCAGGCAGCAAGAGGAGCAGAGGCAGGGGGGAAGAGCAAUGGAAGGGGAGAGGCAGGGGAGGAUGCAUCAGCUAGAGCUCGCUGGCUUGAGGUGCUGAGGGAGAUGACAAUGAUCGCCCGAUUCGCCUUUCCUGCCGCCCAAUUCGCCUUUCCCGCCGCCCAAUUCGCCUUUCCCGCCGCCCGAUUCCCCUUUCCCGCCGCCCGAUUCCCUUUUCCCGCAGCCCGAUUCCCCUAUCCCGCCGCCCGAUUCCCCUUUCCCGCGACCCGAUUCCCCUUUCCCAACGUCCGAUUCCCCUUUCCCGUCGCCCGAUUCCCCUUUCCCGUCGUCCGAUUCCCCUUUCCCGUGCUCGAUUCCCCUUUCCCGCCGCCCGAUUCCCCCUCCCAUUCUCCCCUUCCCCGCCUCCCAUUCUCCCCUUCCUGUCUCCCAUUCUUCCAUUCCCGCUUCCCAUUCUCCACUUCCCAUCCAUAG
This is a messenger RNA of Closterium sp. Naga37s-1, 2415 nucleotides long. NCBI's taxonomy places the organism in Eukaryota, Viridiplantae, Streptophyta, Zygnematophyceae, Desmidiales, Closteriaceae. The record is from the annotation of a GenBank genome assembly.